Messenger RNA from Solanum stenotomum, 897 nucleotides. RefSeq lists its product as uncharacterized. The transcript is spliced from 5 exons. Gene Ontology annotation, biological process: proteolysis. The coding region runs from base 137 to 787 and encodes 216 amino acids. The record is from RefSeq and is a predicted model, not a curated record. Gene Ontology annotation, molecular function: pyroglutamyl-peptidase activity. Gene Ontology annotation, cellular component: cytosol. Lineage: Eukaryota; Viridiplantae; Streptophyta; Magnoliopsida; Solanales; Solanaceae.
UUCUUCUGUAUAUAUAUAUAUAUAUAUACAGCGCUAACGCCAACUUUGUUCUCUCUGGCCCUUCUCUUCCCUUUUCAUAAUCCCAAGACUCAAAAGAACUUCAUUUAGGAUUCCUAUUCGUAUUUUGCACGAGGAAAUGGGAUCAGAAGGGCCAAAAUCUGUGACCAUUCAUGUCACGGGGUUCAAGAAAUUUCACGGUGUAGCUCAGAAUCCUACGGAGACUGCAGUUAGCAACUUGAAAUAUUAUGUUGAAAUGAAAGGAUUACCUGCUGGUGUGACCUUGGGCAGCUGUACUGUUCUUGAAACAGCUGGAGAGGGUGGACUUCCGGCAUUGUUGAAGGUUAUAGAGGAGUCCUCUGCUGGAAACAGUUCAAAUAAUGGACAAGUCAUAUGGCUUCACCUUGGGGUAAAUAGUGGAGCAACAAAGUUUGCAAUUGAGAGGCUGGCAGUAAAUGAAGCCACAUUUCGUUGUGCAGAUGAGCUUGGUUGGCAACCUCAGCGAGUGCCUAUUGUUCCAGAAGAUGGAGGAAUAAAUCAAAUAAGAAAGACAUCUUGCCCUACCGAGUCAAUCCUGGAGUUCUUAAAGAAGAAAGGGUUUGAUGUGACAAUGUCGGACGAUGCAGGUCGUUUUGUGUGCAAUUAUGUGUACUACCAUUCUCUCCGAUUCGCAGAGGAAAAGGGUCACAAGUGUCUGUUUGUCCAUGUUCCUACCUUCAAUAGAGUGAGUCAAGAGAAACAAAUGGAAUUUGUUGCUGCUCUGCUGGAGGCUAUUGCAUCAACUUGUUGAAUAUCAGUACAGUUGGCUUCAAAUGGAAUUCAUAGUUUCAAAACUUUCUGUUGUUUAAUUAUGUAAUUCUGAUUUACUUGUAAAUAGAUUCCCCAUGUGCAAUGAACAUC